AUGACCUCUACCAGCCCGUCACAGCUCGCUUGUUCCGAGCUAGCACCGACCACUCGGUCGAGCUCGGUUCUCGUCCGGCAAUACUCGCCGGAGGAUGUUGAGCGAUUCAUCCGCGAUACUAGUCUAUGUUUAAAUUUUCGGGCGAUAUUCGGCCUCAAGAAGUUUUGGAAGGAGCUCGGUGCUGGUUGCUUCGCGCCGUGGGGCCCCAGGCUGUACGAGCACCAUCCGUCUAUCGACAGCCUGCGGCGAUCCGCGGGGGCAGGGUCUCAACUGUGCACUAAAGUCUACAAUAGAUGGACUGCUCAGGCUUUGGACGAGCCUGACAAGUGGAAAUCAGAUCACGACAAGCCAAUCGCGUUCGGAUUUCAAUAUGAUGACCGACCCUCGUAUAGGAUUCUCCGCUGGUAA
Messenger RNA from Diaporthe citri, 408 nucleotides. RefSeq lists its product as uncharacterized. The record is from RefSeq and is a predicted model, not a curated record. The transcript has 2 exons. NCBI's taxonomy places the organism in Eukaryota, Fungi, Ascomycota, Sordariomycetes, Diaporthales, Diaporthaceae. The coding region runs from base 1 to 408 and encodes 135 amino acids.